ACAAUGACACUACUCCGCAGCAAAUAGCUGCCCAUUCUCUUCUCUCCGACUCUCUCUCUCUCUCUCUCUCUCUCUCUCGUCCCCCAUCUUCUGCUUCUCCCCCUGUAAAAACCUCUCCGAAGAACGAAGGAUCUUUUCAAGCCCUAAACCUAAUCCUUAUCUCCAACAAAUCCCCUUGCGGAUCAGAUCCGUCCAUGGAUUUCUUCAGAUCCGUAUUCUCGGACGAUCCCGAACCCUCCGAUCAAGACCCACCUAAAGGAACCCCAGCUGAAACACAAAAAGAUCCGUCCGAUCAAAACCCUAACCCUGAUUCUCCGUCCAGAUCCAAUGCCGGCGCCUGGAGCUUCGGCAGUCUGAUCAAAACCCUCGCCACUUCAUCCGAAUCCGUCAUCGAGACCUACCGCCGCGACCUCGAGGAAUUCCGCUCUGGCCUCAAGAAAGAGACGGCUGUGAUCCGCGAUGUCAUCAAGGACCUCCCCGUCUCUCUCGAGGCCAGCGCAUCCGCAGCGCAGGACUCUAUUGAGUCCGUCGGGCAGGUGAUUGAUGAAUUCGGUGCCUCCGUCUGGCGGGGGACUGCUGAGAUCGUCUCGCAGGGUAAGGACGCCUUCCUCCCUUCUGAUCAAGAAAGUGAUUAUUCAUCCGAUGCUCAGAAUGUCAGCGGUUCUGGUCUGAAUUCAAUACGGUACAGUCGGUUCGAAGCACAGCUUCUUGCAAUUCAGUCCGAUUUGAGUACAUACUGUGAAGAACCUGAUGAUUUGGAUGCCUUUAGACUGUGGAAAUCAGGCCUUGUGUUGGAGGAGAAGGUGGAGGAGAUUGAGAAUUUAUGUGGGGAGAACGGGGUUUUGGAAGGUGUCUAUACGAAGCUUGUUCCAGACACCAUCGAUAACGAGACUUUCUGGAGUCGCUAUUUUUACAAGGUUUAUAAGCUCAAGCAGGUGGAGGAUGCAAGAGUGGAUCUUGUGAAGAGGGCGAUUUCGAGGGAAGAUGAAGAGGAUUUGAGUUGGGAUGUUGAUGACGACAGCAAAGAUGAAGAGGGAGACAAUGUGGCAUCAGAAUUGAAGGUUGAGAACUCCAAAAAUAUAGAAUUGGAGAAGAAAGAGUUUGUUGCGGGUUCGGAAUUGGUAAUUGAGAAGCCACCUGUUCUCACUGAAAUGGAAGUUGGGAGUUCCGAUGGAGGAGUUAGCGAUAUGGGUAUUGUCUUGGGGCCAGCCAGUGAUAAAGGGCCUGUCGAAUUGAACAAUGAUGAAAAUUUUGAAAAAUCUGAUGGGAAGGCGGAAGGGAAGGUGGGUCAAGGUGAAUCGAACAAUGAUGAAAAGAUGGAAAAAUCUGAUGAGAAGACCGAAGUUAAGGUGGACCAAGGUGAAUCGAGCAAGGAUAACGACUUUUCUAUCGUGUCAAGCCAACCCUUGGCAAAUGAUGAGGAUGAUCUUGGGUGGGAUGAGAUUGAAGACCUUGGCAGCAGUGAUGAGAAUAAAGGGGGUGCUGGUGAGACCCUAAGCAGGGUUGAUUUGCGCAAGCGGCUGAGUGCUGCGGAGGAAGAUGAAGAUCUGAGUUGGGAUAUUGAAGAUGAUGACGAGCCUUCCAAACAGUGAUCUUAGCAUAAAAAUGGUCAAAGUCAUUGCAUUAUCUUCACCCUCAAUCUAUAUUUCUUUAGUUUCUCUGUUCCAAAUACAUGUGCUUUAUUGAGUAUUGACUCUUUGCAAAGUGAUUGUUUGCUCUCAUUAUUUAUUUUAUUGUGUAAAUGUAAAUGUUUAGCUGUAAAUCUCAACAUUCUCUAAGCUAUAUGGAUUGUGUUGCUUACUA
This is a messenger RNA of Magnolia sinica, 1803 nucleotides long. RefSeq lists its product as uncharacterized. Bases 195 to 1592 code for a protein of 465 amino acids. NCBI's taxonomy places the organism in Eukaryota, Viridiplantae, Streptophyta, Magnoliopsida, Magnoliales, Magnoliaceae. Gene Ontology annotation, cellular component: cytoplasm. The record is from RefSeq and is a predicted model, not a curated record. The transcript has a single exon.